This is a messenger RNA of Ilyonectria robusta, 924 nucleotides long. RefSeq lists its product as uncharacterized. The record is from RefSeq and is a predicted model, not a curated record. NCBI's taxonomy places the organism in Eukaryota, Fungi, Ascomycota, Sordariomycetes, Hypocreales, Nectriaceae. The transcript has a single exon. The coding region runs from base 1 to 924 and encodes 307 amino acids.
AUGGGCGUGGACCGCCUCGCCAACUACCUCGCCGCCGCCGGUUUGGCAGCCCGCGAGGCCGAGAUUCGCACAUUUGUGGCACAAGGCGCCCAAGAUGUGCACGCCAUCAUGACCUCACCCUGGUCGUCCGACGAGUUGCGGCGGAUUGCGACACGCGAGAUUCACCCGCCCACUCGCGGACGCCAGGUAACUGGCAUCAUGUGGUACCUCACCGCACUGGCGGUCGAGCGCAACCAGGGCUUUGUGGCUGGUGCUUUCCUCUGCCUUGAUCCCCACGGCCGGCUCUCUGCCUUCUUCCGGGCCGUUGGCACACCGCGAACCAGCAGUCACCUCAAGCGCCACAGUGCGCCAGGCUGCACUGGCGGCGUGGACCUGCACGCAGACGGCACCUUCCCGCCGCUCGCCCAUGGUCACCGACAUGUGCUGUUCAUCGCCAUCGUCAAUGACAAACGUCGUGGCAACUGCUUGUUCCUCAAACCCGAGCCCUACGGUGUCGCUGGUCUCCAAGACUUCAUCCACCACUCUGAGCGCUACGUCCGCUCGCUCGCGCGUCGGUUCCGAUUUGGCGGUAACGACCGUGUCGGCAUGCGGAAGGAACGCAUCCCAGAUCGCUUCGUGAAGGCAUUCGCUGAAGCCGUGGCCCACCUCCCGGACGGCUUGAGCGCCAUUGCCGAGGUCGGUAGUAAAGGGGUAGGGGAAGGCAUUGGCGGUAUGCAUGAUUAUCUUACCACAAAGAUCGCUGACGCCAAACUCCCCGAGCCCGCCCACGUACCUCUGGCGACAUUGCUGCAACGCCUCGAAUCGGAGUACGACUUCGUCGCCUUGCGCUUCGGCAACGAGGUAUGCCUCGACCUCGCGGCUGACCUCUCGGGACCACUCCCCCAAGCGCCAGAGGUGCUCGGUCCAUCGCCACCCUUGUGGUGA